This is a messenger RNA of Prorocentrum cordatum, 447 nucleotides long. Lineage: Eukaryota; Dinophyceae; Prorocentrales; Prorocentraceae. The record is from the annotation of a GenBank genome assembly.
GGCAAGUCCGAGAUCCCGCUCGGUGAGUUCAUGGGCGUUGUGCUUGAGCGCAGCAAGGGCGCUGUGCCCGAUGAUUUCAUCAAGAGAUGCAAGCACGUCGCCGGCGAGACUACGGAAGGGGGGGGGUCCUGGAUGCCCUGGCCAGAGGCUCCUGGGAAGGAAGGCAAGGAUGCGCUGCUUGAGAUGGUCCACGCAGGGGCGGCGGCGUGCAGGCGCGCUGCCGCGGACGGGCAGCCCGCAGCCCAGCCAAAGAGCGGCCAGGGCGCGCCCCCGCCGAGCGAGAAGGACAAGGCCACGGUGCCGCACCUCAGGAAGACCCAUGCCACGUGGGAUCGGCAGAGGAGGGGCUUCGAUGCCACGGUCUCGAUGUCGAAGACGCAUGGCGCGACCGAGGGUUGCCUCUUCGAGACGGAGCUGGGCGCCGCCCUGAGCAAUGGCACCGCGCUG